AAAUGGUUUGAUAAAGACUGUAGAAUCAAACGACAUGAUUUAAGGAAAUUAUCUAAUUUAAAACAUAGAGAUCCUACAAAUGUUAAACUUAGAAAAAACUACCACGAUGCCUUGAAAUCAUAUAAGGUAACCCUACAGCUGAAACAAAGUGAAUGUCACAACAAAAAGAUGAAUGAACUAGAAACAGCUAGUCAAAAUGAUUUUAACCUUUUCUGGAAAACACUAAAGAACUCACCAAAAAAUCGUGAAUGGUACUCACAUUUUGAACAACUACAUUGUGAUCACCAUCUUAGUGAAGAACAAGAAAAAAUUAUCGGAAAAUUGAAACAAAAGGAAAAUUCGAAAAAUCUCAAUGAGCUUGAUACGGAAAUAACAAUUGAAGAAAUAAUAAAAACACUAAGAAAAUAA
Paramuricea clavata is the source of this 408-nucleotide messenger RNA. Lineage: Eukaryota; Metazoa; Cnidaria; Anthozoa; Malacalcyonacea; Plexauridae. The record is from the annotation of a GenBank genome assembly.